AUGGAUACUUCGUCGGAGAGAUAUGCCGUGGCGUUUCUGAUGGAGGGCCGGAUUGGCAUGCUUUGCGACAUCUUGACUGAGAGGACGGGCACCUCGAGUCCUGCGUCGAGCUCGGCCAAGAGAAAUGAACCCACGGCAGCCGCAGAGUCUGGAUCUGGAUCUGGAUCUGGAUCUGGAUCGCGAGUGGCGUCUGCAUCGGCAUCGUCGCUAUCGUCAUCGACGCAAUGCAUCUGUCAAGAGCGACUGGUAUGCCGCCCAGUGCCUCUGGAAGAUGGCCCAAGGUCGGUGUAUCGCAACAUCUGCCAUGCAGAUGAUCCUCCACGCGCAGUUGCCAUCUGUCCCCAAAGAAAAUGCGUGGCUUUUGGAUGCGGUUCCGGAAUUGAGCUACACUGGGUCGAUGCAUUGACUGGCCAGAAUCUCAGUAGAUGGUUUCCACUGACAUCUCCAAGCGACUUUCUGUACUUCCUGCCCCCACGAAGGGGAGUAGACACGCCGAGGAAACUGAGGUUGAUUAGCUCGGCCGCCGGCCUGGGAAAUCCUAUAGACUUGCUAGAUGGGAUUCUUUACGGUUUCAGUACAUCGCUAUUGGGGUCCGGGAGUACAGCGACAGUAUCAUCUCUGGAUCCUGAGCCUUGGCAUGCGCGGCGUGGAUAUGAAAUCCCAUUUGCGACCAGCGGAUCGAGCCAAGAUGCCGAUAUGGACCCGGACGAAGAUCUCUUGAGUACGAACGUGCCGCGAGAUAGCCCUCUUCGGCGGCUUGCUGCUGCGAGCGCAGACCAUUUCCGUGCGGUGCCAUUGAGCGAUGGUUAUCAUAUCCUCUUCACCGACCCUCGUACUGGAAACCUAUGUUUGGGGUCUGAUGCUCCUGUGGGCUCUCUUACUCGUCUCCUUCGCAAGGUCUGGUUUCGUCCUCCCCCACAGGCAUACUCACCUGUACCCCUGCUGUAUGCUGCUGGGGCCGAUCUCAGACACGGUGUUCGUGUGGUCGCGACUUUUGCAGCCAGGCGACGUGAAGGAGAAUAUGAGUUUUCUGAUAUAGGCCCAAGAAGCCUUGAGCAUGGGGACUCCAAGCAACAGCUUAUUGUUUUUUAUACAGUUCCGCCGGACAUCUUUUACGAUUUGCGCCGCAAGGAUUCGGAGACUAGAUCUACUGGACAUUACUCUCCUGAAAUCCUAGAAGCAGGGCGCUCCGAGUCGAGAUACGACCCCAUUGGCAUAUUUAGCGACCCCUUUGGAGAGCACUCGGCUUAUCCACUAGAGAUACCAGGACACGUGCUGGCGACUUGUGGGAAUCUCACAGAAAUUGCUUUGAACUCUUCUCCCGACUUGAUCAUUUGGGCUUUUGCUGCGGAGGGAUGGGCCAAGACUUGGGUGCUGGAUGCGGGGAGACGUGAGCCUAUCAUGCGGUCUGCUGCUCAACGAGAUGGGAGUAUCAGACAAGUUGAUGCUGAUGGCGAUGUCAUCAUGGUUGACACUAUGCCCUCAACGGAUUCGUCUUCCGAGAUGAGUUUCUGGAUUUUAACCUCUUUGACGGCGCUCCAAUCAGCGACACGGAUGGCGAGCCGGUAA
Molecule: messenger RNA, 1569 nt
Organism: Trichoderma gamsii
Lineage: Eukaryota; Fungi; Ascomycota; Sordariomycetes; Hypocreales; Hypocreaceae
Product: F-box domain-containing protein
Exons: 1
Coding region: 1-1569 (522 amino acids)
Source: RefSeq, a predicted model, not a curated record